Messenger RNA from Acyrthosiphon pisum (pea aphid), 2478 nucleotides. It is a transcript of the gene Ythdc1, whose product is annotated as YTH domain containing 1. Gene Ontology annotation, molecular function: N6-methyladenosine-containing RNA reader activity; mRNA binding. The coding region runs from base 887 to 2026 and encodes 379 amino acids. NCBI's taxonomy places the organism in Eukaryota, Metazoa, Arthropoda, Insecta, Hemiptera, Aphididae. Gene Ontology annotation, cellular component: nucleoplasm. The record is from RefSeq and is a predicted model, not a curated record. Gene Ontology annotation, biological process: mRNA splicing, via spliceosome; regulation of alternative mRNA splicing, via spliceosome. The transcript has 3 exons.
CUCUCCCCCUCACCAAGACCUGUGAUAAUAACAAAAUAUUUCACUGUUCAGCACAAAAUAAUAUUAUUAUUGUCUCUUGUAACGACUCCAACCUGGGUCUUAGACCUUAGUGGUCACUAAUAAGUAAUAGUUUUAUAGCAUCGAAGACAGCGCGUGCGUCUCGUACAUGCUAUUGUAAAAUUGUUUACAUUAAUAAUAGUAUUAUAGUUUUAUACACCUACUCGUGUGUUUUUUUUAAAACAAUAUUCCGUCGUACGACGUCUAUCCGCUUUUCGUCCGAAAAACCGAUCGGUCAUCAGUUGUCGCGUAGUGUUUUUUUAAAAUUAAUUAAUAAUAAAACGAUCGUUAGUUUAAAUCGCGGUAAGUCCACAGCGAAAUGGACGAUUUCGUGGUAUACUAUAAUGUAGUCUGUAAUAAUUGUAACCGUCGACGGACGACGAUAUUUUACUCGACACGUCCGUGUCCCGAAAACAAAUCGAAUUAAUAUGUAUUAUUUUUACAUCGUCGUUGGUCGUGGAUCUCCCGGUAAUCGGGAAUUAAUUGGUUAUCAAGAUGUGUUAAAAAUUCAACCCGAUUCGUGUUUAAUCGAUUUUUUACAAUGUAUUGUAUCCAUUACUAUGCAUGCACUAUUCAUCAUCACGUUUUCAUUGAUUGCUCUGCUCUCGGUGAAGAGUUUUAAAAAAAAGAAAUUUGUUCGUUUUAAAACGCCAACUGUUUUUGAGAAAUACCUACUACGUUAUGGCGAGUCCAACAGCAAUGAGCUAAUGGGAUUGUGUACUGUCGGUGUCAAUUAAUAUUGCUUUAUGCCCGUAGUAUUUUUUUUGUUUAUUAAAUAAUCUGAUCGAGUCUAUAAUUUUUUAACUAUGGAUCACAACAAGUUCUAUCGAUGGAUGAAGACUCAAUUAGUGUUCAUGGAUCUACUGCUGAUUCCAUUGAAGCGUUUGAUGAACUCCAAGUGCUUGACGAAAUCACAGAUGAAACCGACAAUAUUAUUGAAGGUGAUGACCAAUUAGAUGAAGAAUUUGAUACUAGAAGUGAAGCCAGUUCUAGUUCCAUAGAUGAAACUUCAACAAGAAAUAAGAUUAAAUCCGAAAGAUACAUAAGAAUAGAAGAAGAUACACCAACUAAGAAAAAACCAUCUGAAGAAUAUUUAUCUCAACUAAAACUCUUGUUGAAAGAAGCUCGUUUUUUCAUUAUUAAAAGUAAUAAUUAUGAAAAUAUUGAGUUGGCUAAAAUUAAAAAUUGUUGGUCUACGAGACCAUGGAAUGAGACAAAGUUAAAUCAAGCUUUUAGAACAUGUAAGAAUGUAAUUUUGAUAUUUUCAGUUAAAGAAAGUGGUAAAUUUGCAGGGUUUGCUAGAAUUUCUGAAGCAGCUAGAUAUGAUUUGUCACCAGUUGGUUGGGUACUACUUGGAAGUCGUAAUUUAUCGGGUGUAUUUAAAGUUGACUGGAUUACUACAAAAGAGUUAGAAUUCAAUGAUACUUCUCAUUUAUAUAACGCAUAUAAUGAAGGAAAAACUGUCAAAAUUGCUCGUGAUGGCCAAGAAGUUGAUGCUAAAACAGGAUUACAAUUGUGCUCAAUGUUUCUAGAAGACAAAUCAAUUGAUUUUCAGUACAUUUUAAAAAAAGCUAAAAAUCAUCAGCCCUCUAUAAGUACAGCCGAAUUACGACAACGACGUAGAGUGCUUGGUUUACCAGAUGAAGGACCAACAAGUAAAGAAUAUAUAAAUGCUUACCGAUUUGGGAUACCACAUAAACAACCACCAAGAAUGUUAUCACAUCCAUAUUAUGUGCGCCCACCUUUGUAUCCAUCAUACCAAUAUAAUUUAAGCGGAUCACCAAUGGUACAACGUUAUUAUGACGAUGUACCAUUGCCUACUUUUCGGCUUCCCAUACAUGUUCCAGAUACGUACGGAAGGCCGUUAGAAGAUUACUAUAAAAGAGACCGAUUAGUUAAUCUCAGGGAAUAUCAUUCAAGUCAAAGACGUGAAAAAGAACGCCAUACUCAUCGACAUCGUUAUCAUUAAAAUUUUUAAAAAUACAUUCAAAAGAUCCUCCUUAGAUUACUAAUACUGAAAUAUUAGUAUUAAGAUUACUAGUCUUAAAAGUAAAUACAUUUUAUUGUUAUUAUUAUUUUUGUAUAAUUGGAAAUUUUAUCCUACUAUGAUAUUAUGUUGUUUAUUUAAUUUAUUAUUAUUAUAAUGAUUAUAAAUGGUUCUAAGUUAUUAUUUUGUACAAACAUAAGUGAUUAUUAAGACUUAUUUUUGUUUUAAGUAAUACUCUUAUUGUUUUAUGAUUUUGAUCAACUUUCAUUUCUCUUUUAUAAUACUUGAUUUAAUUUUUUACAUUUUUCAUUGCGACUUUAAGUACCAAUUUAAAAUUUAAAUUCAUGUACACAUUCGUAUUUGGACGCUGUGUGUUUUUAUAAGUAUUUGAUGUUGUAAAUAUAUUUUUCUCUUUAAUCUAUACUGAACUUAAA